Colletotrichum gloeosporioides is the source of this 1635-nucleotide messenger RNA. Its product is annotated as Pisatin demethylase. Gene Ontology annotation, molecular function: oxidoreductase activity, acting on paired donors, with incorporation or reduction of molecular oxygen; heme binding; iron ion binding. The record is from RefSeq and is a predicted model, not a curated record. The transcript has 2 exons. NCBI's taxonomy places the organism in Eukaryota, Fungi, Ascomycota, Sordariomycetes, Glomerellales, Glomerellaceae. The coding region runs from base 1 to 1635 and encodes 544 amino acids.
AUGGGCCUCCUUAGCACGGUUUCCAGCUGGGCGACCCUGCCAGUUCAUGGCGGAGUGAUCUGCCUCUACUUCAUCAUCGACCGAUUGGUCACAUACUUCAAGUUCAGGCACAUCCCGGGGCCAUGGUGGACAGGUCUCAGUAGCUCUCCUCAUAGCAAGCACAUCAUGGGCCCGAGGGUUCAUGAGUGGUAUGCUGAGCUGAGCGAGAAAUACGGCCCAAUCGUCCGCAUCGCCCCAGGCAUCCUCGUCACAUCCUCCCCCGACCUCUGGACGCACGUCAACAAGAACCCAGCCUACAAGCGCACCGACUGGUACUACCACGCCUGCCGCGUAGAAUACCGCCGCGACAACAUCUUCACGCAGACAGACAACGCGAAGCACGAUGCUCGCAGGAAGCAAAUGGCUCCAGGCGUACACCCCUUCCCCCCUUUCCCCCUCUCAGCUUCAACCACUGACAAAACACAGUACUCCGGCCGCGAGAACCUCGACCUCGAACCCACCAUCGACGCCCGCCUCAACGACCUGCUCACCCUCAUCCGCACGAAGUACCUCUCCACCGAAUCCCGCAUCGUCCCCAUGGACCUCGCCCAGAAAGUACAAUACUUCACCCUCGACGUCAUCUCAGGCGUCGGCCUCGGCAAGACCUUCGGCAUGCUCACCGCCGACGCCGACGUCGACGGCUACCUCCAGUCCGCCGAGCAGGGCCUCACCGCCGCCAGCUUCGCCCUCGCCUUCGGGCUCAGCUGGCUCGCGCAAGCCCCCGUAAUCGGCCGCUUCCUUGCGCCCUCGCCCACAGACGACAACGGCUUCGGGCGCAUGAUCGCGGCGUGCUACCGCGACGUGGACGCGCGCGCGGCGCGGGAGACGGAUAAGCGGUCGGACAUGCUGGCGUCGUUUAUCCGGCACGGGCUGAGCGGGGACGAGUUGAGGAGCGAGGCGUUGGAGCAGAUUAUUGCCGGGUCGGAUACGACGGCGGCGGCGAUCCGCGGGACGUUGUUGUUGAUUAUGACGAAUGCGAGGGUGUAUGCGAAGUUGCAGCGGGAGAUUGACGAUGCGGUAAGGGAUGGGAUCGCGCCGGCGAAGGGGGAGGGGCUGGUUUCGUUGGAGCAGACGAGGCGGUUGCCGUAUCUGCAGGCUGUGAUUCGAGAGGCGCUGAGGGUGAAGACGCCGGUGGUGAAUAUCUUUGGGAGAGACGUGCCGGCUGGGGGUGAUACGGUCAAUGUAGGAGGGGAGAGCGUGUACCUGCCGGGCGGAGCCUGUGUCGGGUACUCUGCGUAUGCGAUGCACCACAGCAAGGAGACGUACGGGGAGGACACGAAGACGUUCCGGCCGGAGAGAUGGUUUGAAGAGGAUGAGGAGAAGCUGGCUGCUAUGAAGAGCGUCAACGAUCUGGUGUUUGGGUACGGGAAGUUCCUGUGCCUGGGCAAACCUGUGGCUCAAAUUGAGCUUGCAAAGACGAUAUUUGAGGCGAGUCUACUCGAGUGGAUUGACGGGCGCUUGAUUGACUUCGCGACACAGCUAUUUCGCAACUUUGAGCUGGCUCCAAUGGAUCCGGCGCGUCCUUGGAAGGCGUACAAUGCGAUGGGUCUGUUCUUCAUCAGCGAUAUGUGGGUUCAGGUAAUGGAGAGGAAGUAA